Molecule: messenger RNA, 817 nt
Organism: Phoenix dactylifera (date palm)
Lineage: Eukaryota; Viridiplantae; Streptophyta; Magnoliopsida; Arecales; Arecaceae
Product: AIG2-like (avirulence induced gene) family protein
Source: RefSeq, a predicted model, not a curated record
UCCCUGUUCUGAUCCAAAAGUUCUCGCGUAAGGUGACGGCUCGACUAUCCUAUUGUCUUCUCGAGAGAGAGAGAGAGAGAGAUGGGCGGCGAGGGUGUGAGCGUGACCGCCGUUGCAGCUGCUGCGGCCGCCUCCACUCUUCCUCUCCACAGCGUGUUCGUGUACGGGAGUCUGCUCGCCGAUGAGGUGGUGCAAGUCCUCCUCAAGCGCGUGCCCUCCUCCUCUCCUGCCGUCCUUCAUCACCACCACAGGUUUAGUAUUAAGGGGCGUGUUUAUCCAGCAAUUCUGCCUGUAGAGAAUAAAAAAGUUGCAGGAAAGGUUCUUCUAGGAAUUACAGAUCGCGAGUUAGAUGUCCUAGAUACAUUUGAAGAUGUGGAGUAUGAGAGAAGAGCUGUUGAAGUCUCACUGGCUGAUACAGCAGAGAAAUUACUUGCUGAUACAUAUGUUUGGGGUGACAACGAUGACCCUAACUUGCAUGGUGACUGGGAUUUUGAGGAAUGGAAGCGAUUGCACAUGAAGGAUUUUCUUGCAAUGACAAUGGGUUUUAUGGAGGAGCUGGAACAACCUGAAUCAAAGACAAGGGUGGCCACAUAUGAAUCUUAUUUUCAGCAGGGAUGAGAUAAAUUAUUAUUUGCGUUCAGAAGUAUUUUGGUAUCAAUUCUAUUCUUUUUAUGGAAUAACCGAUAAGUUUGAAGAAGACAACCGCUUCAUCCUUACUAAUCUGCUAAGUUAUUUCAGUCUUAAUCUGUUUUUUAAUUGAAAAUUAUGUUACCGAUGCAUCAUUAUUAUGUCAUGCAGCUUAUCUGCUAUUAGGCAA